AUGAGGUUCGCAAAGUUUCAGAUAUCUUCUAAUACUACUGCUCGACCAAAUUUAAAACGAAAUUCAUCAAAAGAAGAUGAAAAAGUCAUAAAAAAGCCAAAAGUUAGUUCGAAUCCUUUGACCUUAAAUACGCCGAAUGACGUAAAUUUACUUGCUCUGUCCACUAUUGAAGUAAUAAAAGUAUCAGAGAAAGAAAAAGAAGUAAUACAAGAUCAGAACACAAAAUCUCUUGAUCAAUAUAAUGCACCUUCAUUUAAGUCGCCUACAUCUUGGUAUACUUCAGACACAAUUAAUGAGUACAUUAAAAUGAUAGUAACACGGUCAGAAGGUGAAGUUUAUGCAGUUGUCACUGAUUUUAUUGUAGCGUAUCUUCGAGGAGGUUAUCCAGCUGUAAGAAGAUGGAUAAAAAAAGAUAUUCACACAAUAAAAUUACUUUUUGUGCCCAUGAAUGUAUAUGGGAGUCAUUGGAUAUUGACNUGA
Daktulosphaira vitifoliae (grape phylloxera) is the source of this 480-nucleotide messenger RNA. RefSeq lists its product as uncharacterized. Gene Ontology annotation, molecular function: cysteine-type peptidase activity. The transcript is spliced from 4 exons. Lineage: Eukaryota; Metazoa; Arthropoda; Insecta; Hemiptera; Phylloxeridae. Gene Ontology annotation, biological process: proteolysis. Bases 1 to 480 code for a protein of 159 amino acids. The record is from RefSeq and is a predicted model, not a curated record.